UCAGAGGACGUCAGCACCUGGAUUCACCUGGAGCGAGCCUGCUUGUUGAGCUGCUUUUGGUUGCCGUUGUUUCCUCUGUUGGGUCCUUGCAGCCUGGACGUUCUGAGAGAGCUUGCUCUGUCUUACAGUACUGUAAGGCAGAAGUAAGUGGAGACUCUAAGAAACAGACAUCACUGUGGGGAGAACUGAGCAUAAGGAUGUUGUAUUCAUGGAGGGUGCUGCAACAUUGGUGCUUGGCCGUGUUCUUGCUGUGUUCUCCAGUGCCACAUUAUGGGAGGCCCAUCGAUGCCCUCAGCAACAGAAUUAAACGGUCAGUGACGCACGCCCAACUGAUGCACGACAAAGGCCGCACGCUGCAGGAAUUCAAGCGGCGCUUGUGGCUGCAGGAACUGCUGCAUGAAGUGCACACUGCCGACAUCCGUGAGGUGCAGCAAAGGGGCGGGGUCAGUGGUGGUGGGGGUGGCAUGGUGGGCAUACCUGUGGGCGUAGGCCUCAGCCUUGGUGACAGCAUGGGCCCAGGCACCGCCCACCCGAAGCCUGCAGGUGGCACCAAGAACUUACCGCUCAGCUUCGGUCCGGAGGAUGAGGAGGGCACAAACCUGCCUCAGGAGACCAACAAGUCACAGACAUUCAGGGACAGCGCACUGAAGGCCGGAGGCAAGAAGAAGAAGAAAGGCCGUGCAGGCAAGCGCAGGGAGGGCGAGAAGAGGAAGAGACGAGCCCGUUCGCUGGGCUGGGUGCCAGCGGCGGGCGAGGUGGGCAGUGGCUUUCACCUGGAAGGACGAACGUGGCUGCACUAGGACACUGUCAGGCUCUGACAACGAUCCAUGAGGACAUUUUAAAUGGACAUCUAAAAUGUUACAGUACUCACUGUAAUAGUGAUUGUUUGGAAAGUUAUAGGGACAUAUUUAUUGUUUGUAAAUAAUCUCAAUGCACCAGACUAGUGACAAACGAAUAAUAAAAGAUGGUAAUAAAACAUUAUUCAGUGCUCUGUGGGUCUACAGAUUUUUGUGAAUA
This is a messenger RNA of Electrophorus electricus (electric eel), 1017 nucleotides long. It is a transcript of the gene pthlha, whose product is annotated as parathyroid hormone-like hormone a. Gene Ontology annotation, cellular component: extracellular region. Lineage: Eukaryota; Metazoa; Chordata; Actinopteri; Gymnotiformes; Gymnotidae. Gene Ontology annotation, biological process: bone mineralization. Gene Ontology annotation, molecular function: hormone activity. The record is from RefSeq and is a predicted model, not a curated record.